AUGCUGGAGGAGAAGACCUUCCGCAUUCAGUGCCAUUUGAACAACUCGGAGUUCAGGAGCCUGUGUGGCUUCAGACAGUGGGGCUGGAUGAUUGCGCUGAGCCUGGCUCUCCCUUUAGGCAAAUACCUUCCGAACGUGAUGGAACUCCAGGGGUACAGCAUUGGGGACGCCUUUGGGAAGAUCACAGAAGACUUUCAAAGCUACUGCUGCAGAGUUAAGGAGUCCAUACCACAAAGGGCUGACCAGUUCUUUGCAGAAGCUACCAGGUGCUUGAAUGAGUGCCUCGCUGGCCUCUACCAUGAGGGGCUCUUUAUGAAACCGGAUCGGGCCGUGCACUUGGGACGGAGGGAUCUUCAGUUUUUGCUCCAUUAUGCGAAACUGGCAAGGAUUUGCUAUGACAGGAGACAACGCCGUUUUCUUCUCAUUCCGAAAUGCCGUUUCUUACACCACCAAAUGCUGGGGCUUUUGAAGGAAGGGCAAUUAGGGUCCUGGACCCUGAACAUUCUGACGUUUGCAAACCAAUUAAGUGAAGACUUUGUGGGCCGACCCUCGAGGUUGGCGCGUCGUGUUGCACCCAGGACCACUUCAUCCAGGGUGGAAAUCGUGGGCCCUCUGCAUUUGAGCAGUGAUGGCCGUUAUUUGGCCGUGGUGUUGAAAGGCGCAGCUGGAGUCCUACUAUGCGAUGUAGCCGGCCCCUGCCAGCCCUUGGCAAGGCUUGCGGCCGGACAGGCGGAGCCUUGCACUGGAGUGACAGUUUUGCCGGGGCAUCGAAUUCUGGCAUGUUGGUCCGAUGGAACACUUCUGAGUUGGCAGGCUCCAGAGAAGCAGGUGGAGCGUCGCCGCUCCCAAGAUGGUGAAGAAUCGGCUCGGCGUUACACCUCUCCUGCGGUGGGAACUGGUACCAGGCCCCGGAUCACUGGAAAGGGCGUGGUGGCCAUGGCAGCGGUUGGCGCAGUCAGCGGGGCUGGCAGCGGUGUGACAAGGCCCUACAGUGGCAGCCCGCCGAGAGGAAGGCGCAGUGGAAAAGGCAUCUCUCGCGGCCAAGUGGCGCCCGGGCUCGGGCCUCAAGGUACUCGGGACGUGCCAUACUCUGCAAGGCGGCAGCCAUUAAAGACUGCUAGAAGCGAUGCAGAGAAGAAUCAGAUUCGAGAGGUGAUCAAGGCACAACUUCCAGAGAACAAGACGAGGAUUCUCUUCAAUUCCGGCCAUGGAACCCAUGGCACCCAUGGCACCCAUGGUACCCAUGGUACCCAUGGUACCCAUGGUACCCAUGGUACCCAUGCCCAAGCUCCAAGAGGUUUGGGUUCAACACCCACGCCUGAUGGGUUGCAGGAACUGAAGAGGCUCUUGGCCUCAUCUCCAAGUCCUCCUCGGUGGGCCGAAACGUCUAUCGUAGAAGAAACUGCAUGUCCCGGACGCGGACCUCGGACCUCUGAGCCUUUGGGGAAAUGGGCACGUGGGAGUUUGGUCGGUGCUCAGGUGCGAUCAGCCUCUGAGCUUCAUCGUGUUGGCCCACGGGACCUCCUUGAUGAGGAACCUCCACCAAGAUGUGCUUCCGAAGGUGCCCAAAUCUCAAGGCGAGGCCACCUGAAACGACGCCUGUUUUGCAGAUGCGGCUGCUGUGGGCUGAAACUUCCACUUCCACCGAAGCCUUUGUUCCCACCACCAGGGGCUGACUCGCUCCUGGAGAUCAGUGCAGUAUCCAGCAGUAGUAGUGCAGUGUUCAUGACUUCAGACAGAGGUGAGGAGCGACCUCUCUUUUCUCUUCCAACUCCCUGCAGGAGCACACGGCAAGACAAGAGUCACAGGCAAAAGCCAAAAGUCGACAUCCAAGAAUUGGUCGACUCAGUGGUGACCCUCAAAACGCGCCUGACUUCGAUUCAGGCCUUGCCGCCAGGCGAGGCUCAGGACUUGCUCGCUCCACUCCAGAAGUUUGAAGCUUUGUUACGGUCGCAAAUGAAAGACAGCCAUGAGAUGUAAUUUGAUGAGUCAGCGAUGUGACUGGUUUCACAUGCCUCCUGCAUGUAGUGAUCGUGUGAUUUUUUAUGCAGCUUAAUUCAGGAACCUAGAUGCGCUAAUCGAUUCUACUUGCCGUAGAAACAGCGGCAGUAAGCUUUGCAGGCUCAACAUGCACCAGCUCUGGGUUUCUAAUUCGAAUCGGUACAUGCGUUUUUGCCGAUUGUUCGCAAUGAAAAAG
This is a messenger RNA of Cladocopium goreaui, 2197 nucleotides long. Lineage: Eukaryota; Dinophyceae; Suessiales; Symbiodiniaceae. The record is from the annotation of a GenBank genome assembly.